Molecule: messenger RNA, 1704 nt
Organism: Solea senegalensis (Senegalese sole)
Lineage: Eukaryota; Metazoa; Chordata; Actinopteri; Pleuronectiformes; Soleidae
Exons: 4
Coding region: 32-1036 (334 amino acids)
Source: RefSeq, a predicted model, not a curated record
CUGCAGAUCCUUGCUCCUCAGAGAAACAAAUAUGCAUCUGAAAGUUGUGAUCUUCGCCCUGUCAUUCUUGACAGUUUCAGCAUACCCAUUCCACCUUAACCCCAGGGGAGCAAUCUGGAUUGAUUCAAAGUCCAACCAUGCUCAUGACAAGACAGUCCUCUCAAAGGAUGUUGACAAUUUCUACAAGCAUCACCUUGACAGCAGCAGCCUUUACAACCAAGGAGAUGAUGACAACAAAAACCCAAUGGCAGAGGAAAUGCAGCAAAAACUCAGCGUGCAGUCUGAGUAUCUGCGUACCCGUCUGCACCAAGAGCUGGCCGAGCUGCGGGAGAGGCUGUCCCCGUCUUCUACCCACCUCAGCUCCACCCUGGCAAGCAUGAGGGAACGCUUGGCCCCUCUCACCCAGCAGCUCCAGAGCUCACUCAGCAGCAACACCCAAGAUCUGUGUGGCCAGUUGAGCCACUAUCUGCACAGCCUGGAGACAGCAGAUGCCCAGGCAGAGACCAGAGCGGCUCAAAACCAGGAAGCUUUCCACUGGAUGACAAAUGCACUGGAGCACGGCAGCUCCAAGAUGGCCGACAUCAUCAACGACUUCCACACUAAAACAGUCGGGGUGCUUGAACAUUUGACAGAAGUCGGAACGAGUGAGGAAGAGGCAGCCAAGUCAGAGCUCUGGCCGCUAAUGAGCUCCAGGUUAGGACAGGAGGUGAGUUCACUCAGAGAGGAGACACAGAACAGGGUGGGAGCUCUGAAAGCAGAACUUGAUGCUCUACAAGGAAAUGUGGUCCCUGUAAAGGCCGAAGUGACAGCCAGUGUGGAGCAGUUCUGCCAAAAUUCAGCCUUGCAAAGCCAGUGGUUUCAGGUUCAGAUGGAAAAGCUGUUUCAGGGGCUGGAGGAGGAGAUGAAUGUUCAAAGAUCCUCCAGAUUGUCUCCUCCUUCUUCUUCUUCCUCACCCAUACAGCCUACUGGCUCUCUACAGGAGGAAUUCUCAAUUAAACUGUCUGCUCUGCUCCAGGACAUUCUGCACUCGGUGUAGUGACACUGAUUUGUGUCUUGUUUUUGACACUGUACCAGCUAAGUAAGGAGCAUGUAAAUAUUUAUGAAUGUAUAGAUUUGAUUGAUGAAUGUCAGAAUAUGUUUUUCUGUACCAUGUGAAAUUGAUUCUGUAUUUAGCCACUCCUUUAAAACAAGCUUGCAUUUAAAGUUUAUUUAGAAUCUGUACAAAACAUAUAUAUCAUUGUUCAAUCUUGCUGAAAGAAAUUGUACAACUCUCUGUACAAAGACACCUCUAAAAUUGUAGAUUUGUAUGCAGGCUCACAGAUACCACAGUAUUUACUGAGUUUUCAUAAUCACCCUACAAGCACGUCUGGUGAUCACUGACAAAAUGAUGCCAUUAUCAGAUUUUCUGAGCUAUGAAGUGACUGAAGACAGUAGAGACAGAGACAGUUGACCAGGACCAUCAGUCAGUCAAAGAGAUGAGGUCAUCCUCCCGUCCAAUAAAACUUCUUCAGGAUGAACCAGCUGCCCAGAACCAGCAAGACAGAAGUAGCCAGACUGUCACACUUGCAUCACUCUUUCCGGAUGUGAUGCCAUUACCUGACAUCGACAAGGGGAGAGUAAAGCAGAUAAACAAGAACUCCCAGUUCUGAAAUGUAUAUCUGAAUGUUUGUAUUUGGAUUUUGUAAAUAAAAAGCACUCACUGUA